Messenger RNA from Scylla paramamosain (green mud crab), 8460 nucleotides. Its product is annotated as serine/arginine repetitive matrix protein 1-like. The transcript has 15 exons. NCBI's taxonomy places the organism in Eukaryota, Metazoa, Arthropoda, Malacostraca, Decapoda, Portunidae. The record is from RefSeq and is a predicted model, not a curated record. The coding region runs from base 353 to 3283 and encodes 976 amino acids.
AGUAAUAAGAGAUCAAAGAGGAGGUGGAUAACGACUAGAAUAGGAAAAGAAAAGUGGAAUAAGGAGAAAUAGAAGUAGGAGAGUAACAAGGAAAGUAAACAACGAGAAGAAAUACAGAUACAAAUGUGGAAAUCAAGGAAAUAAUGUAAGAAAAUGAAGGAAAAUGCUUAAAAAAUCGAAAUAAUACGUGAAAUGAAGUGAAUUAGUGAAAAAAAAACCUAUUUAUUCACAUAACUACCUAACGAGUUAACAUCCUGGCCAAGGCUCAUUCUACCCCAGCCUAACCUGCCCUUGGCUUACCCCCUCCUCACCUGACCUGCUGGGAAAUGGCAACCAGGCCCAGGUAGCAGCGAUGCCAGAGACAAGAGUAACCCAGCACUACCCCAAUGCUCGGCAGGGGAGUGUGGGGGCCCGAGGGUACAUGGCGGCAGGAAAGAACAUUGAUGUGGGAGGGGUGCGGCCGCUGGUGUCCCGAACAGAAAUUAACUGUGGCCGUCCCGGAGUCUCAUCCCGCACUGGCAAACCUGCAUACAAGUCCCAGGAGGAGCAGUACCAGGAGAUCCAGGAGCUACGACAGGGCCUGGGACACCUGAGGGAAGAGAACUCAACCUUGAGGACUCGGAGCCGUCGCCUGGAGGAGGACCUGGCGAGGCGAGAUAGACAGAUACAGCAGCUGAUGGACCCAACCAAGAAUGACGAGGCGCGCAGAAAACUCACAGACAAGGGCGCCUCCCUGGUGGCGAGCCUGAAGCUACGUGUGUCACGCCUGGAAGCCACACUGAGAGCCAAGGAGGCAGAGCUGGCCCGGCUGCAUGCCUCCGCCAAGGCCACGUCCCUCAAUGAGAUGAAGAUUGAGGCAGAGACUUACUAUCAGGAGGUGGUGAGACUGAGGAACCAAUUAAACAUCGUGCAGCAGCAGCAACAACAGCAGCAGCACCAGUAUUUCUCAGUGAACCAGCACCACCAGGAGCCACAGGAACACGCACCACCACCGCCACCACCACAGCACAACCAAGCACAAGUCAACACCACAGCCACAGCCACUCAGCCAACCCACUCCAGCACUAUGAGAGGGAAACGUGACAGUCGGGAGAGAGAGAGGGAGAGGGAGGCGCCGCAGGAUAGACGAGGGGGUGGUGAUGGCCAGGAGUCCCCCUCAGCGAGUCUCCGUCAUGCCCUGUCGCAUCUAGAGGAGGAAAACACGAGGCUUGGACAGCAGGUGUCAGCACUUGUGUCAGAGAAGGAGAAGCUGACGGCUGAUUUAGAGAGAGUCUUGGGCCUGACUGAGGAGGUGAAAGGCAGCUUUGAAGGGCUGAGUCGGGCUGAGUUGAUCCGAGAGGUGGAGCGCCGUGAAGCAGAGGUGGUACGCUGGGAGGCUCAACACAAACAACUGACGGAGGCUCUUGGCAGGCACUCAGAACAGGCUGGGGAGAACUCGGCACUCUUACAGGCUCGUGUGGCAGAGCUGCAGGGGCGUGAGGAGGAGUGGAACAGGGAGCGGUCGAGCCUGCAGGAGCUGAUCAACACUCUGAAGGAUGACCGGAUCUUCUACAAGGAGACGGCGCAGAAGAAAGACUCUGAGUUGGAUGGGCUGCGGCAGGAGGUCCAGGCGCUGCAACAGGAGGUGUCCGGGAUGCAGGAGGCACAGCGGCGGCGGGGGGAUAGACUCCUGGCCUCCACUCCUCGCAUCGCCAGGCCGGGAGCAGCCCCUGCAUCAUCACGCUCCGGCUCUAGCAGUGAGGCACACACCCCACCAAGCCGGCGGCCGCGCCCCUCCAGUGCCAGGCCCCCGGCAGCCGGCACCCGCCCACCACGUAACGCUAAGGCCUCCAGCGAACCCCGGGAGACAGCCAGUCCUUCUAGGCGCACCACAAGCACCACAACCCAGCCUAGAAAACUUCCCCCUGCUAAGUCCUCCUCCACUCGCACUGCAUCCUCUUCCGUGUCCUCCUCCCAGAUGUCCCCAAGGAAGCAGCCCACACCAGCCAGUCGUGGGGUGGUGAGGCAGAGCAGGCAGCCCACACCUUCAUCCUCCCUCUCCUCCAAGACCUCCACACCAACAGCUUCCCCUAGUAAGGUCCCAGCAAGAGUUACCAGCUCCUCCUCCUCGUCCCCGCAGCACAGGUCAAGUUUGUCUUCGCCACAGCAGAGGAACGGCACCCCAAGGUUAUCCAGGCAGCAGAAUGGCACCAUUGGGUCACCACAGCACAAAGAGAGUAUCAAUGCCUCACCUAAACACAGAAAUGGGGUCAUCGGGUCACCUCGGGUCAAACCAACGUCCCCAGUCAAGACUCCGACACCCAGGUCUUCCUCCAGGUCAUCCACCCCUUCAUCACAGGUCAGGUCUUCCCCCAGCAAGGUCACUGCUUCACCCCGCUCCCCAUCCAAGGUGCCCCAGCCCAGCCCUCGUGGAAGGAAGGGUGCCACAGAGGCUCCCCCUCCCCCCCCACAGCACACCCCUCGACGGCAGGGCAGCUCUGGCCUUUCUUCUACAGAGGAGGACGAGAGGGUGCUGGCUGAGAUCAUCUUCCAAAGGGACACUGAUACAAGCGUAGAGGCAGCUCCUGACACACCUCGCUCAGUCUCCAUGGCCAGGCAGCGCACAGUUACCCUUGACACACAGGAGGAGGAGGAGAGCCUGCAGGAACACACCUCUCUCUCCUCACAGGGGAUCAGUAGCAGGGAAGAGGAGGGACUGAAGGAAGAGGAGUUGUCGCCAGGGAAAAGGAGGCAAAAAGAUAGAGAGCCGUCCCUCAGCAGUCCUCGAGAGCAGCUGGCGGGGCUCCUCAGCGCACACACUCGCCGGUGCCUCCACUUGGCUAUGUGGCAGGACAGCCCCACAACCUCGCCAAGGCACCUGCAGGAGGCCCUCAGUUCGCUCCUGGUGGGACACUUGGGACGAAACAUCAAAGUCUCGGCCAUACAGUGCGGGGAGCCAGUGCUGAUUGCCGAGACCCUGGAUGUGUUGCGCUCACUGCUGUCAGGCCAUCUUAGCAGGCAGCAGGAAGUGAACCACCUGUUGACCAGUGCCCCACUGCUGGUCGGAGAGGGUCAGGGUGGCGGUGGCGGGGCCCUUCAUUCACCCCGAGGAGGAGGCCAGGCCAGGAAAAGUCCCCGGCAGGCACCUGAAGGAGCAGAAGGAAGCGCAAAGACAUUGGUUCGCCAAGGAACCUUCAAUGUGGAUGAGGAAGGGACGGAAGGGGAGCAGGAAGGCCCCACCACCCUCCAUGCCACCCUGGAUGCCCACCUCACUAGGACAAAGGGUGUGAGGCAGCUCAAAUAAAAGGGUGACCAAGGGAGAGACUGAGAAAGAGAGGGUUGGGUGUCAUUACUGCUGCUGCUGCUGCUGCUGCUGCUGCUGCUGCUGUUAUUAUUAUUAUUACUGCUGCUACACCACUUCUGAGACUGUGGCUUUUUUUUCUCUUUUUUUUUUAUGCUAUAAGGACUGGUUGCUCUUCUUUUGUUGCUGUUGCUGCUGUCACUUUACUAUUUCUUCUUCCUCAACUUCUACUAGUACUACUGCUACUGUGAUUCCUUUCCAAUUCUAAUUUGAUGAUACUCAUAACUACUGCUAUUUCUACUCUUAUUACUAAUACUUCUUCAAUUACUGUUUCUACUUCUACUUCUGCUACUACUACUGUUACUUCUGUUCCUCCUCUUCCUCUUCCUCUUCUUACUAUGUUAACUUGAUUAUUCUCCAGCUAAUAAUUUCGCCAUUUCUACAACUGACUAUUACUACUACUACUACUACUACAAUUCCCUGUACUAUUUCUUCCACUACUACUCUCAUUACUACUGCUGUUGUUAUGGUGGCAGUGAUGUUGUGUCCAGUAGCCCCAUGACACAAGCGUUCUGUCUGUGAUGUUCAAAAAAAGUUCCUUUCGUCACAACACAAGGAGGAGUCUCAUGGAGUCUUGGCAUCAGUGAGAGCUCUUUGGCCAGUGAGUCAGUGAGGCUGUUGUCAGUGUGUGGGCUGCAUUCAGAUUUGAGUGUAGUCUGUGUGUAGGUCCGGUGUGGGUUGCAGUUUACUGUCCUGAUUGAUCACAAACAGUUACACAAUCAAAGGAAUUUAUGUUGAUGUAAUACAGGCAAAUUGUGAUUAUGAGUGACUUACUUUCACUGGAAGUCUUUGUGAAUUUACAGAGAUUAAUUUUGUGUUCUGUGGGUUUUUUCGAGUAGGUGUGAUUUCAGUAUUUUUAAGUUAUUUUUUUGGAUUUUAGUUAGAAAUGUGAGUUCUACAUUUGUAAAAUCAGGAUAAAGAACAAUAUUACUUUAUUUGUAAUGGAAAAUUUGUAAAUUCAACGUUCAUAGAUUUUGCAUCACCUGUACUGUGUUGUGAAGAGAUUAGGAACUGUUUCAAGAUCAAUUAGAGAUUAGGACAUGGGGAAGCAGGGAGUAAGAAUCUGUAUACAAAGAGUUUGGCAGGAGCCUUUUCAUAGCUUUUCCAGUCAUUUUGUUGACAGUCACUCAUAAUUUUGCUUUUGAUUGUUGGUUAAUCUUUAUUGUCUUCUCAAAUUAGUGGAGACUUAGUGAAGGCAAACUUGUGAGUGGAUGGUGGAUGUCAAUGAACUGGCUGAAGAAGUGAUGCUAAUACCUUCUGUCCAUUCCUGUGUAUAUUCCCCUCAUGUCCCUUGUGUUUUGGAGUGAUGAGGCAUCCUUGAGAUCUUCCUCUGCUUAUUGACACUUCUAUUUGCUACUUAGUAUUUGUUUUUAUUGUCUGAACCGUUGGUCAUUCGGCCUUGUGUUCAUCUCCCUGAGUCCCGUGAUGCACAAAAUACGUUACACAUUCAGAAGGAUUGAAUGUUCUCUGUAUUGAUGUCUAUGUAACCAUUAUGUUAGCACUAGCAUUGCACACUGUAUUAUAAUAUUUACAGAACUCUCGUAAGUCACGUAUAUAAUGCACAAACUUAGCUUUGCAUGCACGUAAACUAUGGAUCUCCUCUUAGCAUCAUGUGAUAUAUUGAAAUGCAUGAAGCCUCCUUUUGACAUCCUUCUUUAGGUAGCUUGUAUGUUUUGGUUAAAGGCGAGGCUGUGUAGAUCUCUCCUUGGUAUUGUGAUAUAUUAGUGCACAAAACUAUUUAUAUUGAUGCACAAAACUGUUUUUUAUCUCCUAAGUGGAUUCUUUAAUUCGGUUGUAGGUGAGAUCUGUUAGGUCUCCUCUCCCUGCUGUCUUUAUGUGAUAUAUUAAUGCAUACCAAAUUAUCUUUUUUUUUUUUAUCUGCUAGGAAUGUAGCUUUUUAUUAUGCUUAUAGGAAAGCCUUUUUUGGUUUUAUCUCUCUGCUGUCUUGAUUUUGUGAAAUGUGGUGAUGAGAGGAAAUGUGGAAUGAUGCAAAAGUAUUAUAUCUCUAAUGUUUCAGCUCUGAAGAUGACAACAGCAGAAAUGUUAGAGAAAUAAAGUACUUCUUCCUCACUCUGUCUCCCCUCACCACCAUAUUCCUCUCCCUUGCUGUGCUUUUUCUUGAUUGUGAUAUGUUCAUGCACACCAAAUUUUGUACCCCUAAGUAGUAAGGUUGUUUUGAUAGAAGGUGAGAGGUGAGUCUUUUCCCAUGCUCAGUGUUGUGUAGUGUUGCUGCCCCUCGCCACAGCAACACUCGCGUAGCCAAACCCAGACAUCGAUUCAUGGUUAGAGUUGUCACGUUCCCCAUCAUCCCUCCUGUUGAUAACUUGCUAUUUGUGUCUCCCUGCUUUUCUUACAUGGGAUUUUGGUUGAAUGAGUCGUCCAUCUGGGAAGCAGUUGAGAUUGCUGUCGCUUUGAUGUGAUGAAGUCCUGGUCAUGUAUCAACGCCUCCCUGUCUUUGCCUCACAGGAUGUUGAUUGGUUCUUGAAACUGAUCUGGAGACACGGAAGAUAGUGGUUUUGAUGUGUUUAACUCUUGUUUGUUUCAUUGGUAUCUCCAGGUCUUUAUUAAGGGAGAUGUUGAUUGAUUCAGAAGAUUCAUCAGGUACAGGAGGCAUUCAAGUUGGUGGUCGUUUUGAUGCGUUUAACUCCUAUUUGUUUUGUCAUUGUCUCCAAGAAAUUAAUCAGGUAUAGGAAUAGUCAAAAUAGUGUUAGGUUUAUAAAAUUCAGUGUCACUCCUUUUUUCUGCAGAUAUUGGGUCUGCCUCAAUCACUCAUGGCUUGUUUCACUUAGAGCAUGAAGAUCUGUAGGCUGUGCUGUAAUUAGUGUCACAUAAUUCAUCACAAACAUCAUCCGUGAGUGUUUGUUGGUCUCUGUGAUCUUUUACUUUCCCCCCAUAAGGUUGAUCAAUUGAAUUAAGUACAUUACUGUAAGAGUUUGCUAUUAAUACAGCAGUUUUUCUUCCAUAUCAAAUCAGGAAUCUCAUUAAUCUAUCACUGUCCCCCCAACAUGUAGAUAAAUGGAGUUACAUACGGUGAUGGAGAUCUUCUGUUGAUUCAGCACUCAGCAGGUCGUCUAUUAAUACAGCAAGUUUAAUUUUUCUUGUAUGUCAAAUAAUUCAGGAAUCCCAUUGAUCUGGAACUGUUCCCUCACCAUGUCGAUAAAUGGAAUUAUGUACAAUGAUGUAACGAUGCAGGUUUUUUUGUUGGUACAGCAGGUUGUCUAUUAAUACAGCAGGUUUGAUUUUCUUCUAUAUCAAAUAAUUCAGGAAUUUCAUUAAUCUGCAAAUUUUUCCUCACCAUGUCGAUAAAUGGAAUUAUGUACAAUAACAGGAUUUUGUUUUGAUACAGCAAGUUGUCUAUUAAUAGGGCAGGUUUUGUUUCUUCUGCUGUACUGAAUCAAGUUCCUCAGUAAUGCAUAUUCUGCUUGAGGCCUCAUUUACCUUCUCUCAGGACUUGCUGCAUGGUUACUAGGAGACCCUUGUUACAUAACUAAGCUUUGGCAGCUGCAGACAAGGGCUUGUGGUGGCUUAUGGCUGCAUGGCUGGACUGGGUUGUUUAAUAAUGAAUUGUGAAUCUCAACUCUACCCCAGAAGUUUGUUGUUCCCAGGAAUUUAAUUAUUUCUGUGGUUUUUGAACAUUUCUUCUGUCUUUUGCUCAUUCUUGGGGAUAUUUGUGUCCCCGUCAGUCUGUUGGUAAUGUGUCAGGUGCAUGAAGGACAGUGUUCCUUUGCCUCAAUAUUGUGUAGCUUACAGAGUGCCCUGGUUGUGUUGGCACGUUGCUCAGACCCACGACGGGGUGAAAGCUGCUUAUACCAUGCCAUUCUUUUGGUGAUCAGACAGCCUUGCUUGUUCAAAUGCUCUGGAAAAGUAAGUGUACAUAGUGAAUGGACUAGAAUCUGCAUUGUAUUUCAUUCUGUCACUAUACAGUUGCUUUUACAUACGUAAUUCAGGUUAUACUUACAAGUGCUCAAAUAAUUCCCUUGUUUUGUUAUAAAGAAAUAAGAAAUACCAUGGAAAGACUGCAGUUAAAACUGGUUGUAAAGUUAUGAGCCACAGGGAACUACAAACUGGUGAGGUGUGACUGCAGAGGCACAGGAUUAAGAGGCAUUUUGUGUCCUUAACAAAAUGCUGCUGGUCAUGGUUAGUAGAUUAACAUGCAUCAACUUCCAAUGUGUUGUGCAUUUUAACUUCAAUCUUAAGUCCUCAUUUGCUGUGAGUCUCCUUACCAAACUUGUUACCAAACUUGACAAUGGAGACAGUAACAGCAGAUCAGGGGAUUUGAGAUUAAGGGUGAAUAUUGAACAGUAGAAGUGCAGCACAUUAAUCAGCUAUUCUCCAGGACUACUUUUAUCAGCUGUGUUUAUUUGUGCUCACCCUUGCCUGUGUUGUGUUGCCUGUUGGUGUGCCUCGGGCUGGAGUGUCACUGCCCCUUGCCACUGUCUACACAGAGGUUGUUCACGUUAAGGUUGUCCCUUACAGGAGCAGUUUGUUGAGAUUAGUGUGUUAUGCAAAAUAGGUUAAGUCCCUUUUUUUACUUUCUAAAUUAGAUAUAUUUUUGUGCUGCUUAAGGCAUAAGUGCCUCUAAGGAACACUCUUUGGUUGGCAAACUGAAAUUGUGUUCUUCAGGGAUGACUUUUGUGUAAAUCUUAAGAGUGGAGAGUUUAGUAGGAGUGUGAGGAUUGCUGUCACUGCCCUCCCUUCCUGGUGCUCCUGGAAGCCUUGGACGCACAAAUGACAGACAUAACUAGUCCGUAGAAUUGUGAAACCGACAGCUGUUGGAGAUGUAAGCGUGUAGUUUGCUUGUUCGUCCAGCGUAGGACCUGUGAGCUGAGAUACUUAACAAGGGUAUCAGCGAAGACUCCUUGAGGGGAUUUAUUACUUCCAUAUUUUUGUAAGUAGCAGGAGAACUUUGUGCCUUUUAUUAGUACACGUAAGGAAAUCUGGUAGACUGGAAACACUGCUAUGAAACACUUUCAUCCUCCCUUGUGCCAGUCUCUGUGGCCAUGAGGGAGCAGCACUUGUAGCUUCUGGUGUUCUGUGGUCUUGUAGCCAAAGUGCAGAGCUUUAUCCAUUUACUGUGUACUGUAUAUUGAAAAAAGGCAAAAUAUAAACUCAUGGUACUC